CAAGCGGUGGAAGCACGUGGUGUCUCUCUUUUCGGCUCCCUCUCCGAGUUCAUCUCGAACCGUAGCCAGUAUUGUUAGCCCAUGGGAACCCCAUAACUCGGCGCAGGUAUACCUGACGGACCUACGGUUAGAUUUCGAGGCCGUAGGCGUAAUUUCAUGGGUCAUUUCAGCUGGUACCCAUCAGCAGAGGUGUGGUUGUCUUUCUGUCAUCCUCAGUCCUCUUCUCAUGCUGACGAGAUUACUUCUUCCACCUGCUACUGCUCCAAAGCCCUUCUCAGUGAUGAUUACCUGCUGAAGUGGGGAGUACUUGGGAAACCUAAACCACAAAGCAUCAAGGACAUUGAAUCCAACAAGCAUCAACAAGACUUUUGUGAAAAGGAUCCUGCUGAUUCUGUGGUUUGUGACAUCAUCCACUUGGUGAUUGAGGAGGCACUUGGACUCAACAGGAGAGGUAAUAAUUUGGAUACACCUACAAGUGACCUAGAUCCAUCAGCAGGAAAACCUUCUUCAAAAGAAUUUCCCUCAGAAGUUGCUGAGGAACUAGUUGAUGAAUCAUCAGUUUUGAGCCAACUAAAUGGCUUCAUAAACAGUGCUCAUUCCUUGAAUUCACACAAAGACAGAAGCAGAGCAAUUCUCAUUGAAAACGAGAAAUCAGACCUCAUUGGGGAGACUGUGGACCUUCUGCAUUCUUUUUCUCCUGGAGAAGAAAUCUGCAAGACUGACUCAGACCAUCAUUCUUAUUCAGGACAGCUGAAUGGCAUUGAUGUCAAUAUUCCUGAUGAAUUAGAGAGAACAUAUCCAUAUAGUGUUCAACAUAAUCCUGAUGCUUCUGCAAGUUGUGCCACCAGUGCCAUUCAGACAGUCACAGAAGAAAGAAAGUUAUCUUUGAAGGAAACUUCGCCUUCCAUUGCUCUCGGUGCUUCUGAGAGGUAUUUGCAAAGCAAAGGAAGCUUUCAAGAAGAACUAGACUCUUUCGGAAAGUCAUUUGUGACCACACUCCUUAGUGAAGUCUUGAGAGUGGGUGCAGCAAAAUAUCAUUGCAAUCAAGCUGUUCAGCUGAGAGUUGGUGAGGAAAAUUUGAAUGAAGAAAGCACUCAGGGGCCUUUCUAUACUUGUGAAUCAGGGUGUUGCAGUGCAUUAUCAAAUUCUGAACUAAAUAGUAGUGAGAAAGAUCUGACUGGGUUAGUUGAGGAGAUGAAACCCCAAAAUCUUCCUCGAACAAAGCACAAGAAGAAGAAGAAGAAUAAGAAAAAGUCAGCUGGGAAAGUGUUCCCCUUUGUUAAGAGGGAUUCUGGAGUUGGAAGGUUGCUAGAAUGCCUCCGCUUGGAAGCUGAAAAAAAUUCAGUAAAAUCUGAAGAGCAAACUACAGAUACUCCUGAGGAGAUCCAGCCAACUUUGCCUGCCAUAUCUGACUGUUUGGAUGAAGAGGAUAGCACAGAAGAUACUGAAGAGGGAAUAUCAAAUCAGAAGAAGCUGACAAAAAAGGCAUUAUUCUCAGUAGGUUUCUUUAUGAGUCAAGUCCUUCCCAAGGCUGUUGCAGAAGGAAAAGAUGUCCAAGGAAGUGAUGACAACACAUCAUUGGCUCCUGUUCCUCCUCCUGGCCCAACAUUCCUGGCUGAUGAUGAGGAAGGGCCAGAUGCAGUUCAGCUGAAAAAAGUAAAGAAGGCAUUUGAGGACAUGGGCUAUGCCUUUGAAGCCCCAAAAGGUAUGUAUCAGAGUGGCUUUGCACAUUUUUACAAAACUGCACUUCCCAAGCAUCUGAAGCUGGAUUUCGGGAAGGGAAACCUUGCAGUCCCCAUGGACUUUGAACAGGGAAUAAAUCUUGAAGGUAUGCAGGAUGCAGAAACUGAAGAGAUGUGUGAGAUCCACCCUUGGGAAACAGACGCUGAGGUCACCAAUAUGGGAGAUGGUACUGAUGAUAGACUCAAUUUGGAAGCCUCAACCAACACUAAUGACAGCAAAUAUGAAGAACAAAAUAUUAUCGACAAUGAGGAAGCAGGAAGUGAUGACAUUCAAAUUAUCGAUUGUCAGGACAGGUCAGAGAUACCACGGACUCGUUACAAGAAGGAAAGAAAGCCAAAGCUUGAGAGGAUGCUUCCUACUCCCAUCCCUGAUGAUUUGAAGUCUAUCCCUGAGCUGCAAAAGUAUUGGGCUCAACGAUACCGCCUGUUCUCUCUCUUUGAUGAGGGAAUUAAGAUGGACCAUGAGUCCUGGUUCUCAGUGACCCCAGAAAAGAUAGCAGAGCAUAUUGCUGAGCGAUGUCGAUGUGAUGUGAUCAUAGAUGCCUUCUGUGGUGUUGGUGGAAAUGCCAUUCAGUUCGCUUUCACCUGUGAGCAUGUGAUUGCCAUUGACAUCAAUCCAGAAAAAGUAGCAUUGGCACGCCACAAUGCCUCUCUAUACGGGGUGGCCGACCGCAUCGACUUUGUUGUGGGGGAUUUCUUUGACUUGGCUUCAAGACUACAAGCGGAGGUUGUGUUCCUCAGCCCUCCUUGGGGUGGCCCUGCUUAUCUCAAUGCAGACUCAUAUGACAUGCAUCACAUGCAGGACAUGAAUGGCUUUGACAUAUUCCAAGCUGCUCAACAGAUAUCGAACAACAUUGCCUACUUCCUCCCCAGGAACACAAAUGUUGAGCAGCUGGUUCAGCUGGCUGGUCCAGGUGAGGCAGUAGAAGUGGAGCAGAACUUUCUCAACAAGAAAUUGAAAACAAUUACAGCAUACUAUGGUGAUCUCAUUGAUUGGAACUCUUUCAACUCUUGAUUCUCUGACUGGUUUUUUUUGCUUUUUUACUCAACUGUUUCUUGAUAAAGUAAGGC
This is a messenger RNA of Darwinula stevensoni, 2813 nucleotides long. Lineage: Eukaryota; Metazoa; Arthropoda; Ostracoda; Podocopida; Darwinulidae. The record is from the annotation of a GenBank genome assembly.